Suillus subaureus is the source of this 498-nucleotide messenger RNA. RefSeq lists its product as uncharacterized. Bases 1 to 498 code for a protein of 165 amino acids. The transcript has 2 exons. The record is from RefSeq and is a predicted model, not a curated record. Gene Ontology annotation, biological process: protein phosphorylation. Gene Ontology annotation, molecular function: protein serine/threonine kinase activity; ATP binding. Lineage: Eukaryota; Fungi; Basidiomycota; Agaricomycetes; Boletales; Suillaceae.
AUGAUUGGUUCAGUGGGCAGCUUCAAAAGUUGUCACCCAGUAUUGCACCUUGUUGCUAAAUGUGUCCUCUUCUGGAAGGAACCAGGGAAGGGAUGCUACCAAUUUUCCACAGAGGAUGAACUAGCAAAAACUCUUGGUGAGGCCAACUGCCUUUACUGGGGUGCAGUGCUAAUGGGCAUGGCAUAUACGUUUGUCAAUCAGAUGCUCAUGACAGGCAAAGUGCGGAAAGAUGUCAAGAAACUGGUGCCACAUCUUCAACUUGUUCAUGUGGCACCUGUCAUUCCUGUUGACAUUGAUGACAGCGACUCUUGUGCCAAUUAUCUUAUCAAAGAGAGGAUUAGUGGUACAUUUGUUAAGUAUAUUAACAACAAUUCAGCUGUUCCAGCUCAUAGCCUGGACAGCAAAGAAGCAGAAAUCAGACUAUUCCUGUGCCCCAUGCAACACAUCCAGUAUUGUCUCUCUAAUGAGAUGGUCUAUCUCUCUGAUUUUCAGGGUUAG